This is a messenger RNA of Pelagomonas calceolata, 1083 nucleotides long. NCBI's taxonomy places the organism in Eukaryota, Pelagophyceae, Pelagomonadales, Pelagomonadaceae. The record is from the annotation of a GenBank genome assembly.
GUACGAGACACCAGCCACACACGCAUCGUCGCCGCGCGAGCCUGCCACAGCGACCUAGCAGCCGACAGCGCUCGAGCAGCAAGCCGCAGCAACCACCAUCCAUCGCCGAAUCAUCGGAGCACGCGCUUGCACGGCAGGCGAGAUCCAGGCACCUGGUUCCCCAGCACAUCCAAGCAUGGGUGCGCCAAAAAACGCGUUAGCCUUCCCCCCGAAGCUCGAGGACUACGACCCUCCUUCCAAAAUCACGACGGCGUGCCUCCUCGUCGUCGCCGUCAGCGGCUGGGUCGUCACGUGGUGCGCGCAGAUCAUCUUUUCGUGCACGGUCGGCCUCACCAUGUCGAAGAAGCGCAAGCAGUACUGGAACGGCUACCUGUUUCGACUGCUGAGCGCGGCGCCGGUCGCGCGCUUGACGCCAGGAAUUAAAGUAGAAAAGACGAAGGACUCGUACGAGUUCACCCCCGAUCAAAUCAACGGCAAGAGCGCCGUCAUGGUCGUCUGCAACCACCGCUCGGAUUUUGAUCCGUUCGCGCUAGCUGCCGCGAUUCUACCUCUAGAAACCAAAUACGUCGCGAAGUCCGAUUUGUUCAAGGUGCCCUUCGGCGGCUGGGCGAUGCAGCGCGCGGGCGACCUCGCCGUGCGCUUCGACCCGAAGCGGGCCGGCGGCUGGGGCACGGUCAAGGGGUCGACGGGCCAGUUAUUAGCGGACGCGGCGGCGCACUUCCAGGCCGGCAACUCCAUCGCCAUCUUUCCCGAGGGGAAUCGACUCGGCGCCUACGUCGACAAAACUAUUGAAGCGGGCAAGCACCCCACAAAACUCAUGCCCUUCAAGCCGCCGUUCUUCGACUGCGCGCGGAAGAACGGGGUCCCGGUCGUCUGCGUGAGCAUGGCGGGGACCGACGCGGUCUGGCCCGUCAAGACGCUGUCGAUGCGCCCGGGCAGGGUGACCGUCCACAUCCACGCGCCCAUCAACGGGGCGGACUACGCGGACGACCAGGCGUUCUGCGACGCGGCGCGGGAGAUCGUCGGGAAGGGGUACCUGGACCUCAUCGACUCGCUGGGGAAGACGAACUAAGAAGGUUCGCU